AUGACCAUGGCCGGUGGCAGGAAGGGACUGGUGGCCCCGCAAAACACGUUUCUGGAGAAUAUUGUCCGGCGGUCCAAUGAUACUAAUUUUGUAUUGGGGAAUGCCCAGAUAGUGGACUGGCCUAUCGUGUACAGCAAUGAUGGAUUUUGCAAGCUGUCUGGCUAUCACAGGGCGGAAGUGAUGCAAAAAAGCAGUACCUGCAGUUUUAUGUACGGGGAGCUGACUGAUAAAGACACCAUUGAAAAGGUGCGGCAAACAUUUGAGAACUAUGAGAUGAAUUCCUUUGAAAUUUUGAUGUACAAGAAGAACAGGACACCUGUGUGGUUCUUUGUGAAAAUUGCUCCAAUUCGAAAUGAACAGGAUAAAGUGGUUUUAUUUCUUUGCACUUUCAGUGACAUAACAGCUUUCAAACAGCCGAUUGAGGAUGAUUCAUGUAAAGGCUGGGGGAAGUUUGCUCGGCUGACCAGAGCACUGACAAGCAGCAGGGGUGUCCUGCAGCAGCUGGCUCCCAGCGUGCAAAAAGGCGAGAACGUCCACAAGCACUCCCGCCUGGCCGAGGUUCUGCAGCUGGGCUCAGACAUCCUUCCCCAAUACAAGCAAGAGGCACCAAAGACUCCCCCUCACAUCAUCUUACAUUAUUGUGUUUUCAAGACCACGUGGGAUUGGAUCAUCUUGAUCUUAACCUUCUAUACAGCCAUCCUGGUCCCUUAUAAUGUCUCCUUUAAAACCAGGCAGAACAACGUGGCCUGGCUGGUUGUGGAUAGCAUCGUGGAUGUUAUCUUUCUGGUGGACAUUGUGCUGAAUUUUCAUACCACUUUUGUUGGACCAGCUGGGGAGGUGAUUUCCGACCCCAAACUCAUCCGCAUGAACUAUCUGAAGACGUGGUUUGUGAUUGACCUUCUGUCCUGUUUGCCAUAUGAUGUCAUCAACGCUUUUGAGAACGUGGAUGAGGUUAGUGCCUUUAUGGGUGAUCCAGGGAAGAUUGGUUUUGCUGAUCAGAUUCCACCACUCCUGGAGGGGAGAGAGAGUCAGGGCAUCAGCAGCCUGUUCAGCUCUCUGAAGGUUGUCCGGCUGCUCCGUCUGGGGCGAGUGGCCCGGAAGCUGGACCACUACAUUGAAUAUGGAGCAGCCGUGCUGGUCCUGCUGGUGUGUGUGUUUGGGCUGGCUGCUCACUGGAUGGCCUGCAUCUGGUACAGCAUCGGGGACUAUGAGAUCUUUGACGAGGACACGAAGACCAUCCGCAACAACAGCUGGCUCUACCAGCUGGCAAUGGACAUUGGCACCCCUUACCAGUUUAACGGGUCCGGCUCAGGGAAAUGGGAAGGGGGUCCCAGCAAGAAUUCCGUGUACAUCUCCUCGUUGUAUUUCACCAUGACCAGCCUCACCAGUGUGGGCUUUGGGAACAUCGCCCCAUCCACAGACAUCGAGAAGAUCUUUGCAGUGGCCAUCAUGAUGAUUGGUUCACUUCUGUAUGCCACCAUCUUCGGGAAUGUGACAACUAUUUUCCAGCAGAUGUACGCCAACACCAAUAGGUAUCAUGAGAUGCUCAACAGCGUCCGGGACUUCCUGAAGCUCUACCAGGUUCCCAAGGGACUAAGCGAGCGCGUCAUGGAUUACAUCGUGUCUACCUGGUCCAUGUCCAGAGGCAUCGACACAGAGAAGGUCCUGCAGAUCUGCCCCAAGGACAUGAGAGCUGACAUCUGCGUGCACCUGAACCGCAAGGUGUUCAAGGAGCACCCGGCCUUCCGGCUGGCCAGCGACGGCUGCCUGCGGGCACUGGCCAUGGAGUUCCAGACGGUGCACUGCGCCCCAGGGGACCUCAUCUACCACGCAGGAGAGAGUGUUGACAGCCUCUGCUUUGUGGUCUCCGGCUCCCUGGAGGUGAUCCAGGAUGACGAGGUGGUAGCCAUUCUAGGGAAGGGAGAUGUGUUUGGAGACGUGUUCUGGAAGGAAGCCACCCUUGCCCAGUCCUGUGCCAACGUCAGGGCCUUGACCUACUGUGACCUGCAUGUGAUCAAGCGGGACGCCCUGCAGAAAGUGCUGGAAUUCUACACAGCCUUCUCCCACUCCUUCUCCCGGAACCUCAUUCUCACCUACAACUUGAGGAAGAGGAUCGUGUUCCGGAAGAUCAGCGAUGUGAAACGGGAGGAGGAAGAGCGCAUGAAACGGAAGAACGAGGCCCCCCUGAUCUUGCCGCCGGACCACCCUGUCCGGCGGCUCUUCCAGAGGUUCCGACAGCAGAAGGAGGCCAGGCUGGCUGCGGAGAGGGGCGGCCGGGACCUGGACGACCUGGAUGUGGAGAAGGGCAGCAUCCUCACCGAGCACACCCACCACGGCCUGGUGAAGGCCAGCGUCGUCACCGUCCGCGAGAGCCCUGCCACGCCUGUGGCCUUCCCUGCGGCCGCCGCAUCCACAGGGCUGGACCACGCCAGGCUGCAGGCGCCGCCGGGGGCCGACUGCCUGGGCCCCAAGGCCGGCGGGGGUGACUGGGCCAAGCGCAAGGGCUGGGCCCGCUUCAAGGACUCCUGCGGGAAGGCUGAGGACUGGAGCAAGGUGUCCAAGGCCGAGUCCAUGGAGACGCUCCCCGAGAGGACAAAGGCGAGCGGUGAGGCCACGCUCAAGAAGACAGACUCGUGUGACAGUGGCAUCACCAAGAGCGACCUGCGUCUGGACAGCGUGGGCGAGGCCAGGAGCCCCCAGGACCGGAGCCCCAUCUUGGCCGAGGUCAAGCAUUCGUUCUACCCCAUCCCUGAGCAGACACUGCAGGCCACCGUCCUGGAGGUGAAACACGAGCUGAAGGAGGACAUCAAGGCCUUGAACACCAAAAUGACGAACAUUGAGAACCAGCUCUCUGAGAUACUCAGGAUAUUAACUUCCAGAAGAUCCUCUCAGUCUCCUCAGGAGCUGUUUGAAAUAUCGAGGCCCCAGUCCCCAGAAUCAGAGAGGGACAUUUUUGGAGCGAGCUGA
Messenger RNA from Lagenorhynchus albirostris (white-beaked dolphin), 2967 nucleotides. RefSeq names its product potassium voltage-gated channel subfamily H member 1 (gene KCNH1). Gene Ontology annotation, biological process: regulation of membrane potential; potassium ion transmembrane transport. Gene Ontology annotation, molecular function: delayed rectifier potassium channel activity. The transcript has 11 exons. The coding region runs from base 1 to 2967 and encodes 988 amino acids. Lineage: Eukaryota; Metazoa; Chordata; Mammalia; Artiodactyla; Delphinidae. The record is from RefSeq and is a predicted model, not a curated record. Gene Ontology annotation, cellular component: membrane.